AUGGAAAAGCUCGACAUAAAAAGACCUGACAUCAAACAAUUCGUGGUUACUCCGGAACAUCCCAUCUUCAAAUACAAAUGGAAUGCUCAAAAUUGGCUCGAACAAUUCGAACGUGUUAAAGGCGUGCGUGAUCAACAGAGUGAUCGAAAAAGGCAUCUGCUACGCAUUACAACGAUGCUCAACACGAUCGGUGUGAUUCAUAACAAAAGUUAUACUGUAGAAACUGGCGGCAAUAAAAAGGAGAUCAAAUUUAAGUUUGAGCAGUUGAAAACCAUAGCCUACAAUCAUCGAUCGAAACUGCCACUCAGGAUCAAUGAUCGUUUGCUUGUUUAUGAAAAAUUAGCAGCAGACAAAAGUCGACCAGUGCUACUCAAUAUGGCUAAUGCAACAACAUCUGGUGGUGGGUACCGGCAAGGAGCUGGAGCGUAA
Rotaria socialis is the source of this 429-nucleotide messenger RNA. The record is from the annotation of a GenBank genome assembly. NCBI's taxonomy places the organism in Eukaryota, Metazoa, Rotifera, Eurotatoria, Philodinida, Philodinidae.